AUGCAAGCAGGCGGACAAAGUAUUCUUGAUAGAAUUUUAGCUGCAAAAAAUACAAUAGCUGGACAAGCUAUAGCUAAAGUUGUAUGUAAAGCAACAACAGAAGAAGUAACGGGACCUAAACGAAAGCAUGUAGAUUUUCUUUUACAAAUGACACAUCAAACUAACGCUUCGAUUCCUGAUAUUGCUGAUAUUUUAAUGGAACGUUCACAGAACACUUCAUGGGUCGUUGCAUUUAAAUCGCUAAUUACAAUUCAUCAGUUAAUGGCAUUCGGAAGUGAACGUUUUGAAUCUUAUAUGGCAUCACAUAAUUAUCAUUUACAAGCAUCUGGCAUUGCUGAUCGUAUAGGAAUGCCCGGUACUGAUAUGUUCAUCUAUAUUGGUCGAUAUGCUGAUUAUUUAAAUGAAAAACGUGAAGCUUAUAAAAUAAUGGGAUACGAUUUUUGUAAAAUAGAACGAGGGAAAGAUGAUGGAACCCUUCGAAUAAUGCCUUUAGACAAGCUAUUUAAAACUUUACCGAUUAUUCUAAAACAAAUCGAUGCUAUACUUCGUUUUGAUGUUACACCUAAUGAACUGGCGAAUGGCAUUAUAUAUAGUUGUUUUUUUCUUCUUUUCAAAGACUUACUCUAUCUCUGUGCUGUUUAUAAUGAUGGAAUAAUUAAUUUACUCGAAAAAUAUUUCAACAUGAAUAAAAAACAAUGUCGUGAAGCAGUUGAUAUGUACAAAAAAUUUCUCGAUCGAACCGACCAAGUAACUCAAUAUUUCAAAAUCACAGAACGUUAUGAACAAUUAUUUGAUCGAUAUUUUUGGGAGCCGCCACUUGGCGUCGAUCGCAGUGAAAUUAGCGAUUUAAUCAAGGGAGUCGAAAAAAAUAAAGCUCCAGUUAAUCUUUUAGAAUCAUUGGAAAAUUAUGUAGCUAGUUUAGAAGGCAAAAAGAUUCCUACACAUUCAGUGGUCACAAAAAAUCAAAUAGAAAAAGAUACGAGGAACUUCGCCGUUGGUUUUCUUGAUAAUUUUACUGAUGAUUCACAAAAAGUUCUUCAAGAAGAAGCGAAAGCAUUAGACAAAUUUAAUACAAAAAAAGAAGCGUCGCCACCACUACCUGCUCCUAUUGAAACAACAGUGACAUCAAAUGAAAAUAUCUUUGAUAGCACCGAUUUCUUUUCUCAACAGCCAUCAUCAAAUAAUCAACCACAACAGCAAACAGUAGCUGAUGAUAUAUUUUCAUUGGCUACACCAUUACCUCAAACAAACACAACUACAUAUCCUCUGUUUCAAAAUGUUCUUAAUACAUCUAUAUUGCAACCGAAUGUUUUGUGUGAUGUUCUUGAGCCGACUUCCCUGUCAACAAUUAAAAGCACUAAUUCAACACCAUUAGUAAUAAAUCAUAUGAUUACUCCAUUAGUUACUAAGCCACUUCAAACAGGUGACUUGAAUUUAUCACUCAAUCAAUUAAUAGAUCAUCUGGAUAUAAAUGAUCAUACUAGAAUUGGGAAAGAUCAUUUGUGGACGGCAGAUGAUGUGAAAAGUCGACAAAUACUUAGUUCGAUUCCAGCAAAGACGAAUUCACCCGGAGCACCAAUGGCACAUUCUACUACAACGAAUACACCUUUUAGUAGUAUGACUGCUCAAUCGGGCGCCAUGUGGCAACAACCAUCAUCUACAUCUUCAGCGAAUAAUCCUUUCGCUGCACCCAGUGGGCCAUUGCACAUGGGUUUCACUGGUAUGAACACUAAUCCAACGAAUGUUAAUACAAAUCCAUUUUCAGGUCAACCAUUCCACAAUGCUGCACUGGUUAACCAGGAACAGAUCAAUAAUCCGUUUGGUAAUCUUUAA
Messenger RNA from Rotaria socialis, 1833 nucleotides. NCBI's taxonomy places the organism in Eukaryota, Metazoa, Rotifera, Eurotatoria, Philodinida, Philodinidae. The record is from the annotation of a GenBank genome assembly.